Messenger RNA from Dicrocoelium dendriticum, 336 nucleotides. The record is from the annotation of a GenBank genome assembly. NCBI's taxonomy places the organism in Eukaryota, Metazoa, Platyhelminthes, Trematoda, Plagiorchiida, Dicrocoeliidae.
AUGGACCGCGAAGGUUGGCGGUGUGAAUGUGCUAGGGAGAUGGAACUUGCUCGUCUCUCUGGUCAUACCAGGAAACUUUUCCAUCUCAUUCGAGUCACCGAAGGUGUUCGAUCUGGUAUAAGUGAAACAAUAUGCGAAGAGGAUGGCACCUUAAUCACCAAUCUUCAACAACGGUUGGAGCGAUGGGCCGAACAUUUUGGCUCGCAGUUUUGUUGGCCCCCAACUUCAUCUGUUACCUCUGGCGCUCGCACUGGUGCCGAGUGGUCUCCCCCCCCCCCCAGAUCCUCCCUCUUACCGGGAAAUCGAGCAGAAGCUUUGCGACAUGAAGCGUUAUGA